AUGAGCCACUCUUCAUCCUCAAAUUCAUCAGUCACCGGCUUCCUUAACUUCCUCGGCCGAGAGCUCGAUAGUCUCGACCGUCUCUUUCUCUCUCAGAACUUCAUGUCGUUCGAUUUUCUUUCCCACGCCGUCUCGACCCUCCGCUCCUUCCACUCAAAGCUCGUCGUCUUGGUCCAAAAACUAAAGCUACGGGUCGGAGAAAAAUGGCUCGACGAGUACAUGGACGAGACCUCCCGCCUUUGGGACGCUUGCCAAGUCAUCAAGUCGGGUGUUUCGAACAUGGAGAGCUACUACUCGACCGGCUCCGGCUUAGCCGCCUUCCUCGACGACCAUCGUGUCCUCAACUCCCGAAUUUUUCGACAGGUGACUCGGGCGAUAAACCGAUGCCAACGGGAGUUGAUCCCGUUGCAACAAGAGAACAAGAGCAUAGCCGAAACAAAAGUCGAGUCCCUGACUCUCGGAAUCUACCGGGAAACGAAGCUCCAUAGAUACAACGGGUUCCAAGGGGCACUACACGCGAUGACGAGCGUCGACACAUUGCUCCUCGUGAUAUUGGUAAGCGGGCUCGUCUACUUUUUACCCGAGACGAGCUUAUUUGCCCUAGAAAAUGGGCAACACGAAGAAAUUUUGAGCUCGUUCAAUGGCUCGAAUUUCGUGGCCUCGAGCGCGAACUUGAGAAGGAGGAUGGCGGACGCGGUUGGUUACCUCGGGAUGGAGCCAGGGGUGGUUCUUUUCGAGCUCCGGGCAGCACAAUUCGCGUUGGACGAGCUGAAAAUGGCUAUCGAGGGUAUAGAUGUCGGGUACGAGAAGGAGAUUGAUAUCGAUAUAGACGAAAGAGUCGAGAACUUGAGGAGUUGUUUCGGGGUUUUGCAGUGUGGGGUCGAGGGGAUAAUCGGGCAGCUCGAUGACUUCUUCGACGAGAUAGUCGAGGGUAGAAGGAAGCUUUCGGACAUGUGUUCUCAUGGGUAG
Striga hermonthica is the source of this 969-nucleotide messenger RNA. Lineage: Eukaryota; Viridiplantae; Streptophyta; Magnoliopsida; Lamiales; Orobanchaceae. The record is from the annotation of a GenBank genome assembly.